Molecule: messenger RNA, 2285 nt
Organism: Tuber aestivum (summer truffle)
Lineage: Eukaryota; Fungi; Ascomycota; Pezizomycetes; Pezizales; Tuberaceae
Source: the annotation of a GenBank genome assembly
AACUCACAACAUCCCGCAUCCAUAGCUAGCACCGCUGGCACCACAUAUCAUCACAACCUCAAUGGCUCCGACUGAAGCUCAAGUGGAGGAAGCCGAUGCUCUCAAAGUGCAAGGCAAUGGCGCGUUUGGUAAAAAGUAUGGUAACACAUUUACAUCCUCCCUGCCCACCCCAUCCUCUCCAUCAAAGAGGGGAGGCAGCCAAACUAACACAGUAUCCCAUCUGAUAAUUUAGGGAGUUUUCCGCCGCGUAUUCGCUCUAUACGCAAGCAAUUCAUUUGAACCCUACCUCCUCAGCUCUCUAUUCAAAUAGAUCCGCUGCACUCUUGUCUUUGAAUAAGCUUCCUCUCGCGUUGAACGAUGCGAAUCAAGCUAUCAAGCUCGACCCCACUUGGUCAAAGGCCUACCGUCGGAAAGCAAGCGUUCUUGAGGCGCAAAAAGAACUGGAUAAGGCAAAAGGAGUGUUCGAAGAGUCUCUCAAGGUGGCACUAGCGGAUCUAAAAACCAGUCCCGCACAAAAGCAAAAGGAGGAGGCAGAGAUCAAGAAGUCCAUCGAAGGUAAGCAUUACGGGCGACAGAUGAUCAAAACCUGUUACUUACGUUCGGUAUAGCCAUCGAGAAGAAGAUUGCAGAGCGUCCGAGUUAUCACGAACAUAUCAUGAAGGAUACCGAGGAUACCGUUGGGCAACGUGUAAUGCGUGAGUUUGAACGGAGGUGCGCCGCGGGGGAGCCGAUGGGUAGUUGGCCACCAAACGGGACCUGUUUGCGUAGAAUAUGGAUCGCGUAUGUUUCCCGCCACAUGUCUAUUGACAACCCGCUAAAUGUGAUAGUGAAAUGCAAUUUCAAAACGCACUCUCAAACCUCCUCCAGUACCACAAAGGGCAGGUACCGGGCGCGCCCCCAGGGGUGCUCGGAAUAUUCGGCCGCGUCCAGACCCUCGAGGAGCUUACAACUGCGCUAUUGGAGGACAGUCGGGUCAUUCGUCUAAAUGGGGAAGCCAUCGAUAAACUUCAACUUUGUUAUCAACUCGAGCAGCACCAACGAAACGCGAUCGGCCCGGACUUAUCCCCCAAAGAUACUAUCAUAGCAUACAACAAGCGCCUUAGUCAACCGCCGCAAAGUGGACCAAUGAUUAAUAACUCCGGUGCUAGCUUUCACAUGGGGCCUGCCAGACCUGUGUCCGGAUGGGAUCUCGUCCGCCCGGCGCUCCAGCUUUCGAUCCGUUCCGCCCUCAUGAAUGGGUGCCUCGCCGGCAUCGUUGAUCCUGGAAAUGACGAGAAGGAGUUCAGACGUGCCAUGGAGCUCAUUGAAGAAGCGUGGAAAAUGUGGCCGAACGUUGACGGCGCCACCCGUGGCCGCACCCUUGAAGAAACGUUCCUCAGGGGGGUCAAAAUACUUCUUGGGGAAUCCAUCGCACGUUCCUAUGGCCUUAGCCCCACCUCUCCCAAUGACCAGCGCAAGAAACUCAAGGAGUUGAGAGCGAUCGGUCAAUGGCUCGUUGAUUCGUUUAAUCGUUCACCCAAGCCCCCGAACGCUAACCCAAUCCGUGACGACGCCGACCCUUGGUGGAAUAUAUAUUACGCUCAUUACGUCGCUCCGGUCGCCCACGGACACUCCUUUAUAGCCUACUAUCACACCCAAAUGGGCAUCGACUGGCUCGAAGGUGAAGAGCAAAAGGCAUCGCUGAGAAAGGGCGCCGAAGAAUACGCCAUAGCAGCCGGCUGGAUGUCGCCGGAUGAUCCGGAUCGCAUCAGCCGUAUUCAUACGGCUGUGUUUUCGCUAUUCAAUAGUGGCAAGGCCUACUACAAAAGUGACUUUGCCGCCUGCCUCGAAAUGGGUGAGAACGCGAAGGAAUGGAGUAUGCCAUUUUUCGGUGAGAGGUUCGGUAUUCAGGAGGGACACAUGGGCCAGAAGGCUGGGACGGCCGCUCUCGGCAUGGACCAGCCGCACACCGACAGUGAUGAUACCCUCGUGAUCACUAAGGUUAUGAGAGAUAUCUGGGCCAUGAGGGUUUCCAAGUACGGAGAGAGGGAGAAGGCAGUCGGUGGAACUAAGAUUUGGGGGGCGUUGGGAAGAGGAAUCGUGGCCGAUCUGGAGGCAGAUGGGCUGACGUAGGCCUGAGCGUUUCCCACUCUGGCGGGACUUUUUUGUAUACAAUCGUGUUUGCAUUUUUUUCCCUACCAUGAUACGGUAACCCAGUUGAGUUGACAUACCGGUAACCCAUCGCUCGUGUCACACAGCAAUCUAGCAUACUUAUGAUACCAAACGUAAUGAAACUUCAACCCUCU